Molecule: messenger RNA, 2181 nt
Organism: Eriocheir sinensis (Chinese mitten crab)
Lineage: Eukaryota; Metazoa; Arthropoda; Malacostraca; Decapoda; Varunidae
Gene: CD98hc
Product: 4F2 cell-surface antigen heavy chain-like
Exons: 10
Coding region: 127-1533 (468 amino acids)
Biological process (GO): carbohydrate metabolic process; amino acid transport
Molecular function (GO): cation binding; catalytic activity
Source: RefSeq, a predicted model, not a curated record
AUCAGCAGCUGGCCCUCCAUUGCACCGAGCGCCUCGCCAGCACAAGGACUUGGCACGAAGCCCUACCCUGACCUCAUCGCCUAAACGGAUUAUUUUUAGGCCUGCAAGCUUGCCAAAUACGAGACCAUGACUGAGGAGAAGAACGGGCUCUCCCACGGCCCCGCAAACAACGAGAUGGCGCCGCAGGAGGAUGGCACCAAAGUCCCUCUCACCGACGAGGCAGGGCAAGUGAAAUUCUCCAGCAACCCUCCCAAUGGAGAUGCCAAGAUUGAUAUUUCCGAUGGCCCGACCUUCAGCGGCCUCACCAAGAAUGAGCUCAUGAAGUAUGCCGAUGACCCCUUCUGGGUGCGGCUGCGCUGGGUGCUCUUCUUCAUCUUCUGGGGGGGCUGGUUGGCCAUGCUGGUGAUGGCCAUCGUCAUCAUCAUUCAAGCCCCACGCUGUGCCCCCAAGGAGACCCUAGAAUGGGUGCAGGAGUCCGCCAUGGUCCAGUUGUAUAUGAAGGUUCCUGUGGAUCCCAACGGUGAUGGAACAUUUGAUCCUCAGGAUGUGGUAAUGAUGGCCAAGGAGCUGGGAGUGACCACUGUGUACCUGGAAGAUUUGAUCAGUGGUCAAGACUUUGAGAAACUGAAUCGUAUCUACGACAAUACGGAUGUGUUGGCUGUGCUGAAGGCUGCCAAUGAAGCUAACCUGCACGUGGUGACUGACUUUGUGCCGUCCACUGUGGAUCAAAACAACGUUUGGGUCACCAACACCUCCUUCUCAGACUUCUUCAUCCCCGGCACAAGAACGCUGGACUUCUCCAAUGAGGGUCUCCUUGACAAGCUUACUGAGAUCUUCAGCACCACCUGGAACAGUCGUGGAGUGCUUGGGUACCUGGUGGAAGACGAGAAUGUGGAUGAAACACUGAAGAAUGCCACGGUCACCAUCACUCAGGGGCUGGCCGAGGAGGAUGGAGCCGUGGUGUAUGGAGCGACAGACGUCAAUCGCGAGCUGAAUACCUUCACUCCUGAGUUGUUCAAGUAUUUCCUUGACCAGCACAUUGACAACUGGGCCUACUACAAGUUCAAUCCGAGGUUGGCUGAGGCGACCUCUGACCCUGACAGUAAAGCCAAGGCCAAGUUGGUGACUAUGACCCUGUUCCUGGUGCCAGGGACUCCCCUCCUGCAAGGCAUUCAGACAGAUUACUUCAAUGCAGAGAAAGGAUUCAUUAAGUCCCUCUCAGAGUUCAGGGGGAAGGAGUCAGUCCAGGUUGGCGACAUGACCUUUGUCAACAGCACCUCAGAGGAUGUCAUAGCCUUCGCCAGAGUAAUGAAGGGGACGCCUGGGUGUGCUGUGGCGGUGAACUUCCACCCCAGCAACAGCACAGAGGUGGACUUCCAGAGCAUCGCGGGGGUGCCGGAGAAAGGAGAUAUGCGAAUCAAAAUAUCUAAUGGCAAUUACACGGGUGGUGAGCUUGGGCGUGCGGAGCUGUCAAGGGUGGUCUUAGAACCCUUACAGGGCGUGGUGGUGCUCUUCGUGCCGAAUCUGGAUUAGUAAGUCUGUUUGGCACGCCACUGACCAUUGUUGGUGGCUUCGCUCGGGACAACGCAGUCCCCUGCAGGCAACUGUUGGGGGCCCACCUGCCCUUACAGCUGAUGCAGCCAUUCCUGUCAAAGUAUUAGUUUUAGCACGUUCUUGUCUCAUGUUCCCGAAAAAUGUAAGCCCCGUAAGGCUCUGAAGGAGAGUGAAGGACUGAGUAAUCAACUGUGAUAACAAUAUUGAGGAAGUUCUGUCUUAUUUUCCUGUCUGAAGUCUUGUAUUCAUUUUAAUUUCUUUUAUAAACGACUUACCAUGAAUUUGUUUUUGGUAUCACUGCAUAUUAAGUUUCUUCAGACAAGAUAUGUACUAGUCAUGUCUGUGAAUAUUCCAGUCUGAUGGUGAACUGAUGAAGAAUGUUUUAUAAUUCUCAGAAUGUUACAUGAAUGAGUUUUGAGUUGGACUGUGAUGACGAAACAUUUAAUUCAUUGACAAUUACUGUGGUUUUAUAAUUUUCUAAAGUUUGAUGAUAUAUGCUUGAUGGAGAAUGUUCAAUGUCACAACACUACACGUUAUUAAGAAGCAAUGGCAGAAAAUUGCCAGUCACUCUAUUCUCGGCUAAGCAGGGGAUCCCCAGCUCUUGCCACGAAAUAAAACAUAUGAAAA